AUGAUGAUUGACGCUCUUCAUCCACCCGAACAGAGACUAUGUCUUCGCCAGAACCAAAUAUCGCGAAUCGCGCUCCCUCCGAACGUCGCGGCUUCGUUACUCGAACUCGAUCUCUACGAUAACUUGAUCUCGCACGUCAAGGGCCUCGAGGACGCUCAGAACCUGACGAGUCUGGAUCUCAGCUUCAAUAAGAUAAAGCAUAUCAAGAACAUUGCGCAUCUGGUGAAGCUGACGGAUUUGUACUUUGUGCAAAAUAAGAUCUCCACGAUUGAGGGCGUGGAGGGGUUGACGCUGUUGCGGAAUUUGGAGCUGGGGGCGAAUCGGAUUCGGGAAAUUGAAAACCUCGACACCUUAACCUCGCUAGAGGAACUCUGGCUAGGAAAGAACAAGAUCACAGAACUCAAGAACCUCGACGCCCUCCAAAACCUCCGCAUCCUCUCCAUCCAAUCUAACCGCCUCACGCACAUCAGCGGCCUCUCCAACCUCCCACACCUCGAAGAAAUCUACCUCUCGCACAACGCCAUCACGGACCUGCGCGGCCUCGAGAAGAACCCGUCCCUCCGCGUGGUCGACUUCUCGAACAACCAGGUCUCCAAACUCGAGCAUCUGUCGGAGCUCGUGAACUUGGAGGAGCUGUGGGGGUCGAAUAACCAGCUCGCGAGCUUUGAGGAGGUGGAGCGCGAGCUGAAGGAUAAGAAGGAGUUGAAGACGGUGUAUUUCGAGGGGAAUCCGUUGCAGAUGAGGGCGCCGGCGUUGUAUCGGAAUAAGGUCCGGUUGGCGAUUCCGCAUAUCAUGCAGAUUGAUGCUACGUAUGUGAGGGUUUGA
This is a messenger RNA of Aspergillus melleus, 825 nucleotides long. RefSeq names its product protein phosphatase regulatory subunit Sds22. The transcript has 4 exons. The record is from RefSeq and is a predicted model, not a curated record. Gene Ontology annotation, molecular function: protein binding. The coding region runs from base 1 to 825 and encodes 274 amino acids. Lineage: Eukaryota; Fungi; Ascomycota; Eurotiomycetes; Eurotiales; Aspergillaceae.